AUGGACCUGCUGUUGUUGUCAGUGAUAUCAGCCUUGCUGUGUGCACUUGUUGUCUUCUUACUGAAAUAUUUGUCACUCCUUCAUUUGAUUACAGGACAUGCAUAUGUGCUUAGUAAGCCAUUUCCCAUCUCAUGUCAGAAGGGUUGGAAGAUAGACAGCUACGCACAUGGCCACCGUAUUUGGUUCAACUUUCUCACCUUUCCGUAUAACUCACACGCACCGUCCAUCAAAGUUUAUGCUGUUUUUAGUGUCGUCCAUUCAAAACCCCAGGCUUUACUACAAGUUCUAAAGAACAUCAGUCUGUUGUGUGAGUGGAAACCUGGUGUCAUAUCUGCUGCCAGCGCUCACAGCCCUGCAUCACCUGAAGUGCCUAGCUUUGCCUCCUCGCCUGUGCCAGCUCAUAUGCAGUGCGUAAAGGAGGAGAAUCUGUGUCACCCAAACUUUAGAUUCGGCUUUCAGAGACAUGAUACCUGGUUUGAUGAAAAUGUUGUACCUACAGUUUCUGUGGAGUACAAGAGAUUUUGGCAUAAAGAAGACAAUGGAGUGUGCUGGCUGCUACAAAUGGAUGAAAAGAUGCAGACGUGUGAAUUUUACCUUAUCCAGCCUGUUGAAGAAAUAGACCAGUGCCUUGUUUCCAUUGUAACAUGGUCCAGAGAGCAUUCCCCUUCAUCUGUAGACAAAGCAUCCACUCUGCUGUCUUCACUUACUGAAUACAUGUCGUUAAGGAGCCUGCAAUUUACGCCUUUGAUCACUCUGACAUUGUCAGGCAUUUUGUCUCCAAGUGUCCCAGAGUCAAGCAAGCCCAGAGAUGGACAUGACAGUAUGGACCAGAACCCCUCUGUGCUCAACGACCUCCACAAUUCUGUUUGGAAAAGGCAAGCUAGUGAUAGUACUAAUAAAAACAAGCUGUUGAGCAGAAAAGCAGAUCAGGAAAAGUUUUUAUCCAUCCUAAAAUAUGGCUGCAGAAAUGGCAAGGGAGCUGGUACACUUGUUUCCUCUACUAAUUCAAGUACAUCCUCUGUUGAAAACCGCGCUGCCUUAUGUACAGACAGUAUUGAUGAAGUUACUAAAGCUGCUCUCCGGAGAUCCGUCAGUGAUGGCACGGCUGUUACUCAAAGCCGUAUCAUGAAUAAAGAAAUUCAUCAGCAAGCUGUGGGAGGUCUCGCAGAUGUUGCUGAGGGGGCACAGGAGACAAGAUUGCUGAAUCAUCGAGAGAGUGGAAACAAUGUUGCAGUUGAGGAUGGUGUAAUUGCUCAUUUCAAGACCUUGGACAAUCAGUGUGCUGCAGGUCUUUUGUCAGAGACCAGACAGGCAUUGAAUAUAAAUUUGGAACUGUCAUCAGAUAAACAAGCAGACUGCUCGAACGGAUGGCUAUUUUCAGCAUUUGAGAAAAAUAUAGUUGUGUUAAAGAAAGUUCAGGGGCUAGGAUCCAGUGUUCAGAGUUACCUUGGUAAAGGAUUUAUCCUGAGCCCCCCAAAAACAGUUUGGGAUGCUCUGAAGAAUCCUCACACUGCAUUCACAUAUGAUGACACGCUCAAG
Messenger RNA from Candidula unifasciata, 1539 nucleotides. The record is from the annotation of a GenBank genome assembly. Lineage: Eukaryota; Metazoa; Mollusca; Gastropoda; Stylommatophora; Geomitridae.